Messenger RNA from Glycine soja, 531 nucleotides. RefSeq lists its product as uncharacterized. The coding region runs from base 1 to 531 and encodes 176 amino acids. The record is from RefSeq and is a predicted model, not a curated record. The transcript has a single exon. NCBI's taxonomy places the organism in Eukaryota, Viridiplantae, Streptophyta, Magnoliopsida, Fabales, Fabaceae.
AUGACUGUGCUGGAUGAGUCAAUGGGGUGCAUGAUGGGGCAGCACGACGAGUCCGGGAAGAAGGAAUGGGUUGUCUACUACUUAAGCAAAAAAUUUGCGGCCUAUGAGAUGAACUACUAUUUUCUUGAAAGGACAUGUUGUGCCUUGGUGUGGGCAGCCCAUCGUCUAAGGCAGUACAUGCUGAGCUACACCACUUGGUUGGUAUUCAAGAUGGACCCAGUCAAGUACAUAUUUGGAAAGCCCACUCUCAUCGAACGGAUCGCUCGAUGGCAGGUUCUGCUAUCAGAGUUCGACAUUGUUUAUGUCACUCAAAAGGCGAUAAAGGGAAGUGCCUUGGCAUAUUACCUAGCUCAACAACCCAUCAAUGAUUACCAGCCUAUUCAUCCGAAGUUCCCAGAUAAGGACAUCAUGAUCUUGUUUGAGGAGGAGGUGAAGGAUGAAGAUAGGGACAAAUGGAUAGUGUGGUUCGACAGCAUGUCGAACACACUAGGCCAUGGAGUAAGGGCAGUUUUGCUUACCCCCAAUGAUUAA